UAUUUUCGCCCUGUGAUAAAUUGCAAAUUUUAAUGUGUCAUUGCAAAAAAAUAAUUACUAACUGCGGUCUAAAAAAUUUACACCCUGUAAUUUAAACUAUAGUUUGACAGUCCCUCUGAUUUCAGUUUCUGUGUGCCAUUUUCCCCAUCAGUUAGUCUGCUGCAAUUGAGGAAAGGAACCGAAUAUGAAGAGGAGCACCACCCAGAUUCUAGCCAAGCUGAGGGAGCUGAUGCAGCGCGCCCAGGUGGGCGACUCCACCAGCAUAUCGGCGUACAUUGUGCCCUCGGACGACGCCCACCAGUCGGAGUACCAGUGCCAACAUGACGAGCGACGCGCGUUCGUGAGCGGAUUCGAUGGUUCCGCUGGCACGGCGGUGAUUACCACCGAUACCGCCUUGCUCUGGACUGACGGGCGGUACUAUCAGCAGGCAGAGAAACAGCUGGACUCUAAUUGGACGCUGAUGAAGGAUGGCCUGACCACUACGCCAUCGAUUGGCGCCUGGUUGGCCAAGAAUUUACCCAAGGGCAGCUCUGUGGGCGUGGACCCCCGCCUUUUGUCGUUCCGUGUCUGGAAACCCAUCGAAACGGAGCUUAACGCCGCGGAAUGCCAAUUGGUUCCCAUUGAGAAUAACCUUAUCGAUGAGGUUUGGGGUCAGGAUCAGCCACCGCAAACAUCCAACACGAUUAUACCCCUUAAACUUGAAUACUCCGGCGUCACUAUCGCCAAAAAGUGGGAACUGGUGCGCAAACAAUUGAAAGAUAAGAAUGUGGAUGCAUUGGUGGUCAGUGCCCUCGAUGAAAUCGCUUGGUUCUUGAACCUUCGGGGCUCUGAUAUUGACUUCAACCCCGUCUUCUUUUCUUAUUUGAUUGUAACUAACGAGGAUCUACUUCUUUUUGUGGAUUCCGGAAAGUUACCUGCUGAUUUUGCUCAGCAUCAAACCGAGAACAAUGUAAAAAUCAGCGUAUUGCCAUACUCCUCCAUUGGCUUGGAAAUCAGCAAAAUUGUCUCAACCAAGGAGUCGAAGAUCUGGAUUGCACCCACAAGCAGUUACUAUUUGACUGCCUUGAUACCCAAGUCACGUAGAAUUCAGGAGGUGACGCCCGUCUGUGUGCUUAAGUCCAUUAAAAACGAUGUGGAGAUCGAGGGCUUUGUCAACAGUCACAUUCGCGAUGGAGUUGCUUUGUGUCAGUAUUUCGCCUGGCUUGAAGACCAAGUUAAGAAAGGUGCGGAAGUCGAUGAAAUAUCUGGUUCCGAUAAGCUGGAAUCGUUCCGCUCCUCGAAGGACAGAUACAUGGGCCUGAGCUUUACCACAAUCAGUGCUUCUGGUCCCAAUGGCUCAGUUAUUCACUAUCACCCGAGGGAAGAAACUAACAGGAAGAUAACCGACAAGGAGGUCUACUUGUGUGACUCGGGCGCACAGUAUUUGGAUGGCACCACGGAUGUGACAAGAACCCUUCACUUUGGCGAACCCACUGAAUUCCAGAAGGAAGCCUACACUCGAGUCUUGAAGGGCCAACUGAGCUUUGGUUCCACCGUAUUCCCGGCCAAGGUCAAGGGCCAGGUUUUGGACACUCUGGCGAGGAAGGCGCUUUGGGACGUUGGAUUGGAUUACGGUCAUGGCACCGGUCAUGGAGUAGGUCACUUCUUAAACGUUCACGAAGGUCCCAUGGGCGUGGGAAUUCGUCUGAUGCCCGACGAUCCUGGUCUACAGGCGAACAUGAUCAUCUCCAACGAGCCUGGCUUUUAUCAGGACGGAGAGUUCGGCAUCCGUGUUGAGGACCUUGUUCAGAUUGUGCCUGCUCAGGUGGCCAACAAUUUUGCCAACCGUGGCGCCCUGACUUUCAAAACAAUCACCAUGUGCCCUAAGCAAACUAAAAUGAUCAAAAAAGAGCUCUUAUCCGAUGUGGAAGUGAAGCUGCUCAAUACCUAUCAUCAGCAAGUUUGGGAUACCCUAUCGCCAAUAUUGUCACGCGAGGGAGACCAAUUCACUUUGUCCUGGCUCAAAAAAGAGGUUCAGCCAAUUUAAUUGUUUCUUAAACUUGAUCUUUUUCGUCAUUCAUAUCUAUUAUACUCUCAUAUAAUCUUUACUCGAGACUAAAACUGCUUUUAUGUAUCUUAUUAAUAGAUAAAUAUUAAAUUUUCACUUUGAUCAACAAAAACUUUUUAAAUAAAUAAGUUGAAAAAUAACGUUAAA
Messenger RNA from Drosophila ficusphila, 2194 nucleotides. It is a transcript of the gene ApepP, whose product is annotated as xaa-Pro aminopeptidase ApepP. The record is from RefSeq and is a predicted model, not a curated record. The transcript has 2 exons. The coding region runs from base 185 to 2026 and encodes 613 amino acids. Gene Ontology annotation, molecular function: metalloaminopeptidase activity. Lineage: Eukaryota; Metazoa; Arthropoda; Insecta; Diptera; Drosophilidae.